Paraphaeosphaeria sporulosa is the source of this 2169-nucleotide messenger RNA. RefSeq lists its product as uncharacterized. The transcript is spliced from 3 exons. The record is from RefSeq and is a predicted model, not a curated record. Lineage: Eukaryota; Fungi; Ascomycota; Dothideomycetes; Pleosporales; Didymosphaeriaceae. Bases 1 to 2031 code for a protein of 676 amino acids.
AUGGAAGCCAUUCAGCGACGUUCAGAUAGUGUGGUCGCCGUGCAUACUAAUCCUACCAACGAUGGGAAACAGCUACAAUUCUCUAUAACAGACGUCGCCCCCGGUAGCAGUUCUUCAACACCAGCCAUCGCACCCGAUGCUACCGACGUACCUGCCAAGGGAGCGGUUUUUCAGCUUCCGGCGCCUUUGCAGCAGGGCUGGCCAGAACGCCGCAUCCAUCGCUGGAAGUCGCCAAUCAUGAUGGUUGUAUUCUUUCUUGUUGGGUUGGCGAUGAGUCUUGCGCAUUGUAUUUUCUAUCCUAGCUUGAAAGGAAAGGUCGUGGGGAACUCAGAUGCGCAGGAAGAGAAGAUCAGGCAAGUUUUAUCACCAUCAAGGGUUGUCACAGUCGCUAAUUUCUCUGACCAGAUUCGGUACUGCCUUCUCGUUCAUAGCCCAGAUCAGCCUCGGUGCAGCGAUUUGGGCAAGCUACACUCAGUGGCUAUGGCGUACGGUGAAAAGGAAGGAAAUGACCGUGGGAGGGUUGAAUGCAGCUUUUGGAGCCGAUACUUCGGUGCUCUCGCUGCUGAAUCUGGAGAUGCUGCGGGCCUUCUUCUUCCGCCCUUCUUCACUCCAGCGACACUUUUCGUGUACCAAAGCUUGAAUGUGGAGAGCAUCGAUGGCCUCAUGCCAUUUCCACAUAUCGCAAACGCUACCCCUAGUGUUGGCUCCACCUACUCUUACUCACCGCCGGCUCGUCGCGGUAGGAUUCAGUUUGUGGACGACGUGAGUCGAGUUUUUGUUGGCCCAAGAACGAUAGUCUCUUUAAUUGCCAGCGCCACUGCAUCCCUCGGCGAGAUCCUUCCCAUCAAACUGCCGUACCAAACCUCCAGCCAUGAGAUCGAGUUCCACGCGCCCAUAGUGCAGUGUCUGGACGCCAACACUACUGCCGUCGAGCUGAUAGAAUCCUUUCGCAAGCAAGAUAUGGCAAUUGGCGAUGGCGUAGUCGUUGAGACAGACAGUGUAUACUAUGCAUUUAUACCCAGCUAUAACGAGACAGGCGACCUGUAUCCAGUUCUAACGCCGCGGCUCCAAACGCGAUCGAACGCUUCGAAUGAGCUUUGGAUGACCUUUCUCCGGCCCGUUAUCAAAUCGGGUGAACGGGUUACUGAACGCCGUUAUCAGGUCUGCAAAUUGCACAACGCUACAUAUAACUUACGCAUUGCACGAGAUCUUGGCCUUCAAAAUAUCAGUAAAUCUUAUACGAUCAACGAGCAGGUCCAUUAUCCUCGAGACAAUUCCACGUCGAUCUCAAAUAUGGCGCAGCACGCCUACACGGCCUUCAUGUGGGCACUAUGUGAUCAGCUGGUCGGAAAGUUCUCGUGGUAUAACAAUACUGCUUGGAGCCAAAACUCUUCAUUAUCAUCACCGUCAGGUGCGGCACAAUUUGGCGUGCUUCAGUCGCCGAUCUCGCGCACCAGCCUCUUAGGGAGCUUGGACCUCGAUGCUUUCUUUGACCUGGAUGAGGCGAAUAAACUCUACAGUAAACCGGAGGGUAACGGGUCUCUCAGUGACCAGCGCUUGAUGGACAAAGCGAUGGCGAAGAACAGGACACUAGAUGUGCUAAUUGAAGAGUUAAGCUUCAACAUCAGUGUCGGACUGAUGUGGGAUCCACUCUUAACGCACCGCAAGGUAGUCCCUGUCAACAUUACCACGCAGGUAAACCGCUACGCGUACAAGGCGCACGGCCUGUUUAUCCCCUAUGUCCUAGCCAACAUCUCCAGUCUGGUGAUCGUCAUAUUCGGUCUCUGGUCUUACAUACGCGACGGACCUAUGCCAGACAAGAAGUUUCAAGAUCUCGUCUCCGCUGCGGAAGACAGUUCCGUAGUGCACAUCAUUCGUAACCGCAAGCGUAGCGUCACUGCGGUUCUGAGAAAUGAAAAGCUGGUCCUUCAGGCAGGGAACAGCCUUGACGGCAACGACAAGGCAGGAUUACCUGCGAUGCUAAAGAAGGUUUGGCAUGGUGGGCGUGGAAAGUUGACCUGCACGGACUAGGAUAGGGCCGAUGUCGUACUUAAGCGAUACGGUCGGAGUAGUGCAACGCGGUUACUGGCCUCCGUAUCCGGUCACUGCGCCCACCGCGCAUCACCAAGACUCGUGCGAUACUACAGAUGGCCCCUAAGUUGGAUUACG